This is a messenger RNA of Felis catus (domestic cat), 2199 nucleotides long. Its product is annotated as zinc finger and SCAN domain-containing protein 4. The record is from RefSeq and is a predicted model, not a curated record. Gene Ontology annotation, biological process: regulation of transcription by RNA polymerase II. Gene Ontology annotation, molecular function: RNA polymerase II cis-regulatory region sequence-specific DNA binding; DNA-binding transcription factor activity, RNA polymerase II-specific. The transcript has 7 exons. Bases 769 to 2073 code for a protein of 434 amino acids. NCBI's taxonomy places the organism in Eukaryota, Metazoa, Chordata, Mammalia, Carnivora, Felidae.
GGGCCUCUGAGGAGGUGCCCACGCCCUCUAGGUGUGUCCCCGGACCCCCGCGCUGCCCGGCCCUCCACCCGAGCUUCCAUGGGGCCCACCGGCACCUUGGGGUCUGAAGUUCCAUCUCCGCGGUGCCCAGCCCACGCUGUCCCCGGUCAGAUGCGACCUCAGAUCACACCUGGCCCGCUGACCUGAUGAGCAUGUCUGUCUGCGGAGGGAAAGAAUUAAUCAGGUUCCCUCAGGGAAACAGGUGCACUGAGAGCCCCCAAGCGGAACCUACCCUCAGCGUGGGCUCCUGCUGCAUCCAAGACCCACCUGCCCCUGAGCCUAAGUCCAUGGUUCUAAUAGCACCCUCACUGUGUGGCCUGUGCCAUCUGCAGCGGUUCCCAGCCCCAGCAGUAGUAGUUCUUUGCCCAGCCUUGUGAAGUCUCAUCCAGCACCUGCACAGCAAGGCUGAUGCAGAAAUGGUGACCAAUCAUUUAGACACCGUUAGAGCAAGUUGACCGUGUGUUACAUCUAAAGACAUCAAAGGCCUUCCAUUGACGGAUUUUAUCCAAUCACAUCUGUAAAUGCAUCACUGACCCCAGACCCUAUAAGAGGGAGGAGCCUCCGGAAGGCCCGUCAGAUGAGCCCUGUGCGGAGUGUGAGUCACACCGCCCCUGGCAUUUAGCCCAGGCAGGCCCGGUUUGAAGUUCAGUCUUCCUCAGGAGAUCUCCAGAAACACAGGACUUCACAAACUGAAUCCAGAAGUUGAGUCUCUGAAAAAUAUUACUAAGAAUGGAUUUAGAUUUCAGAACCUCAUUUCUGUGUGACCCAUCCAUGGAUAACCUUGGAUCAGGAAAUAAAGACUUUAAACCCAGCCAAGGACCUGCUCUCCAAAAGGCAGAGGAGAUCUCUGAGCUCCAGGACACCCAGCACAGCUUAUUUCAAAAUGGCAACAACUCAUUUGCAAAGCAGGAACUGCAAAGACUCUAUAAAUCAUUUUACUUGUGGCUGCAGCCAGAAAAACACAGCAAAGAUGAAAUUAUUUUUCAAGUGGUCCUGGAACAGUUUAUGAUCAAUCGACACUGCAGUGAUCGGUCUACACUGAAGGAGAAGUGGGAAUCAGGUGGCAGAAACCUGGAGAAAUUCAUGGAAGGUCUGAGUGAUGGUUGCAUGAAGCCACCUGGCUUAGUCCACGUCCACAUGCAGGGACAGGAAGCCCUCUUUUCUGAGAAUAUGCCCUUAAGAGAAGUCAUUGUUCAUCUCGCCAAACAGUUGUCAGCAGGAACCCCAACAGGAGAGAACAUGGGGACACCGUCCUGUACUCCCCAGGAUACUUCCCUGGCAAUGGGACGAGGAGAUGAAGAUAAAGAAAAUGGUGGCAACAUUGACCAAGUAAAUGACCGUAUUACUAGUCAAGGCAAUGAAAUCCCUUCCCUACUCAUUAUCCAGAAAGAGGGCUGUCCUAGGCCUGAAGACGACAGUGUUUCUUUGAAGAAUCCAGUCAAUUCUGGAAGAGCAGGUCUAGCUAUCUCCGGGUCCCAGGAGGGGUGCCCAAAAGGACCCCCUUAUCAAGAUAUCCUUAUGGAGGUGGGACCAGGGUUUCUCUCUCAGCCAGUCAAGGUCACCCCUGAGCCUGUUCCUACCCACCAGAAUGAGGGAAUCUCCACAUGUGAGGGACUCCAAGAAAGAUCCCAUGAAGCCCCCAAACCAUAUAGAUGUGAAAAGUGUCCCAAGAUUUUUAGGUAUUUCUCUCAGCUAAAAGCCCAUCAGAGAAGACACAAUAAUGAGAGGACAUUUAUUUGUGCCGAGUGUAACAAAGGCUUCUUCCAAGCAUCAGACCUACACGUGCACCAGAUGAUUCAUGUAAAAAAGAAGCCUUUCACGUGCAGCACAUGUGAAAAGUCCUUCAGCCACAAAACCAACCUCAAGGCUCAUGAGAGAAUCCACACGGGAGAGAAGCCCUACGCGUGUUCCCUUUGCCGGAGAAGCUACCGCCAGUCAUCCACCUAUCACCGCCACCUGAGGACUCACCAGAAAAUGACCUUCAAGAGUGCUCCUUCCACACCAGAAGCUUCCUCAGCUGCAGCCCCAAUGUAAUGUACAUAAAUGUAUAUGCAAGUAUGUAUAUUUCCAUCGUACUUCUCUGUUUGGAAGAUAAUUCCUAAUUUCCUGAUCGUAUUCUCCAUUUCCUGUCUUACUCCAUUAAAAUAUAACUUUAAGGAA